Sphaeramia orbicularis (orbiculate cardinalfish) is the source of this 1888-nucleotide messenger RNA. Its product is annotated as flavin-containing monooxygenase FMO GS-OX4. Gene Ontology annotation, molecular function: N,N-dimethylaniline monooxygenase activity; flavin adenine dinucleotide binding; NADP binding. The record is from RefSeq and is a predicted model, not a curated record. The coding region runs from base 147 to 1457 and encodes 436 amino acids. Lineage: Eukaryota; Metazoa; Chordata; Actinopteri; Kurtiformes; Apogonidae. The transcript has 9 exons.
UGUUGAAUAUAACGUCUACGUAAUACGUGAUUUGACUCAUCUCAGUGUUUACGGACACCGACUCCUGUUACAUUUCAGCGAUGCUUGGUUAAUUUUAGAACCGACGACUCACGGUAAAGCUUCACUUUUGACUGCUGACUGUUAAAAUGUUUACCAGGAUGGCACUGCAGAGGGUGGCGGUCAUUGGUGCCGGAGCAGCAGGGCUUUGUGCGGCCCGACACAUCCUGUCCCGACCGAAUGUCUUCGCUCCUCCGGUGGUGUUUGAGCUCAGUGGGAACGUCGGUGGAACAUGGUGCUACGACGAACGCACCUCUACACUGGACAAUGAGCAACCAGUACUCAGCAGCAUGUACAAAAACCUCAAAACCAAUCUGCCCAAAGAGGUGAUGAUGUUCCCCGACUUCCCCUUUGACCCGGAGCUGAGCAGCUUCCUGCCCCAUCAAGACGUCCUGAGAUACCUGGAGAAAUACUGUCACAGCCAUAACAUCCAGCCUCACAUCAGGUUUAACACAAAAGUAGAACAUGUGAAACCCGUCGUCCCGAAAACAGAUGGAAAUAAGGAGAAGACGUCAUGGGAAGUGAUUUCAUCGGAUGCAUCAAGUGGUCAGAAAACGGAGAGCUUCGAUGCAGUGUUUGUCUGCUCUGGGCACUACUCUGACCCUCACAUCCCGGACAUUCCAGGCAUGGACAACUUUAAAGGACAAGUUCUCCACAGUCACAGUUACAGGUACCCAGAACCAUUCUCAGGUCAGUCUGUGGUGGUUCUGGGAGCCAAAGCUUCAGGACUGGACAUCUCCAUUGAACUGGCCAAAGUGGGAGCUCAGGUGACUCUCAGUCAUGGUCUUCCUCGUUUGACAUUUCCUCUUCCCUCGGGCAUCAGUCAGUCCAGUCCCAUUAUGGCAGUAGAGGAGGAUGGCAGGAUUCGCUUUCAGGAUGACUCAGUGAGUGAGGCUGAGGUGCUGCUGUUCUGCACCGGCUAUAACUUCACGUUUCCAUUCCUGAAUGCUGCAGAGCUGAGUCUGCAGAUCCAGGACCACCUGGUGACUCCUCUGUACCGCUUCAUGAUGCCACCGGCCUUCCCCUCGCUCUUCUUCAUCGGUAUCUGUAAGAUCAUCUGCCCCUUCCCCAACUUCCACUGCCAGGUCCAGUUUGCUCUCUCCGUGUUGGACGGCUCAGUGUCUUUACCCUCUCGCUGUCAGAUGGAGGACGAGGUGAAGCGAGAUCAACAGGACAAGCUCGACCAAGGCGUCCAGGAGCGCCAUUUAUUGAAGCUGGAAAAGGAUCAGUGGGAAUACUGUGAAAUUUUGGCUCGCACCGCUGGUUUUAAACCGCUGCCCCCAGUCAUACGCAGCCUCUACGACGAGGUGUGGAGACAACGACGAGUGCACCCCCAAAACUACCGAAAACACAACUACAGAAUAAUCAGUGACAGCCGGUGGGAACUGAUCAACACCUGAUGAAGGAGGAGGACCUAUGGAAGUUUGACACAACAAGAAUUAUCUGUUGAUGGCAAGAUCAAACACAAGUGAUUCAACAGACUGGUUAGAGGUGAUUUAUGAGGCUGGAGACGAGAUAUACAGAAAACAUCCAGUGAUCAAGUGCCAGUUGGUCACCAGGUUUUCUCAAAUGAGGAUCCAUAUUAGAUUAGUAUAUUAUAAAUUAAUAUAGAGCAGGGGCAUCAAACAUGUGGCCCACCAAAGGUUCCAGUCCAGUCUGGCCCACAGGAUGCAAAGUGCAAAAAUUACACAGACUAUAUUAAAAGUCAAGGGUGUCAACCUCGUUUUAGUUCAGAUUCCACCUACAAACCAGUGUGAUCUCAAGUGAAAUAAUAGCAUAAUAAUCUAUAAAUAAUGACUCCAAAUUUUCUUCUUGGUUUAAUGUGAAAAAA